AUGGAACAUCCCACCUCCAAGCUUUUUUCCUUGAAAAUUCGGGUUACUAUGUUUGGAGUAAGUAAGUUCCAGCCUCGAGGUGGUGCAGAUAGUCGAACCUUUGAGUACAAGUUUAAGAUAAGAUGCAACUCAUGCAACACUGUCAGUGAGGAUACCAUUGCUGUGUCUUUGGGGGAAAAAAAAGUUUGCAAAUGCAAAAACCGGACUUGUUGUGCUCAAGGUAAUAUUACAUUGGAACCUGGACAUGGAAGGGAAGUUUCUGAAAAUGAUAAUAUGAAGUUUGUGCCGUUGAUGCGCUUCCGUUGCAUGGGUUUUUAUCCCCAGGAAUUUGAGUUUGGGGAUGAUUGGGCUGCAACAUUGAAAGAUCGUGAAGAUGAAAUGAACUUCCAAGAGAAUCUCUGGCAUUUUGAGAAUGGGUCAGUUCUAUUGAAGCACAAUGGAGAUGCAGCAUCCGUGUAUAAUUUGGACAGUGUCUUUGAGUGCAUUGAGAAGAGAAUUAGUAUGAUCUAG
This is a messenger RNA of Quercus robur (English oak), 510 nucleotides long. RefSeq lists its product as uncharacterized. The coding region runs from base 1 to 510 and encodes 169 amino acids. Lineage: Eukaryota; Viridiplantae; Streptophyta; Magnoliopsida; Fagales; Fagaceae. The record is from RefSeq and is a predicted model, not a curated record. The transcript has 4 exons. Gene Ontology annotation, molecular function: zinc ion binding.